This is a messenger RNA of Erpetoichthys calabaricus (reedfish), 3338 nucleotides long. RefSeq names its product sema domain, immunoglobulin domain (Ig), short basic domain, secreted, (semaphorin) 3bl (gene sema3g). Gene Ontology annotation, biological process: negative regulation of axon extension involved in axon guidance; axon guidance; semaphorin-plexin signaling pathway. The record is from RefSeq and is a predicted model, not a curated record. The coding region runs from base 113 to 2443 and encodes 776 amino acids. The transcript is spliced from 16 exons. Gene Ontology annotation, molecular function: chemorepellent activity; semaphorin receptor binding. NCBI's taxonomy places the organism in Eukaryota, Metazoa, Chordata, Cladistia, Polypteriformes, Polypteridae.
GCCCUUAGCCGGGCCACCGGAUCAACUCGAAAUACGCUCUCUGGGAGGGAGGCGUGAUUGCUUCAAGGCAGCAUUUUCGUCUUCCUGAAGGUCCGAGAUAUUCCUGAAGAAAAUGAAGCAUCGGAUCCCUGAUCGAUCACUGAUCGCGACACUCCUGAUCUUCCAGGGGCUGUGGACAAGCGCGACUAAAGUAAACGUGCCGCGGCUGCGCCUGACCUAUAAAGAUCUUCAGGCUACAAACCGAUCCUCGAUUUUUACGGGACAGCGAGGUAUCCUCAACUUGAGUUCCAUGUUUCUCGAUGAGUACCACGACCGUCUCUUUUUAGGUGGUAAAGACGUUCUGUAUUCUCUGCGCCUGGACCACAACAACCUUGAUGCCAGAGAGAUUUCUUGGCCCCCGCUGCCUGGAAAUAAAGAAGACUGUGUUCUCAAGGGCAAGGAUCCCCUGAGCGACUGUGCAAACUAUGUGCGUCUCCUUCACCCAUACAACCGUACCCACUUGCUGGCCUGUGGCACAGGAGCCUUCCAGCCCUUGUGUGCAUUUAUCUCUGUGGGGCACAGAGGAGAGCAUACAUUCUCAAUGGAUCUUGCAAGUGUGGAGAAUGGCCGUGGCAAGUGUCCCCAUGACCCCAGCAGACCCUUCACUAGCACCUUCACUGGAGGAGAGCUUUACACAGGCCUCACUGCAGACUUCCUGGGACGGGACCCCGUGAUCUUCCGCAGUCUGGGCAGCCGCUCUGCCAUGAGGACGGAGACAGACCAGCGUGUGCUGCAUGAUCCCAAGUUUGUGGCAGUCCAUCUGAUCCCGGACAAUGAUGACCGUGACAACGACAAGGUCUAUUUCUUCUUCACGGAGAAAGCCAUGGAGGCUGGCAAGGAGUCUGGUGCCAUCUACAGCCGGGUGGGCCGAGUCUGUGCGAAUGAUGCAGGAGGCCAGAGAGUGCUGGUGAACAAGUGGAGCACAUUCAUCAAGGCCCGACUGGUGUGCUCAGUCCCAGGGCCUCAUGGGAUAGAUACUCACUUUGAUGAGCUGGAGGAUGUCUUUCUGUUGAGGACCAAGGAUGAGAAAAACCCAGAGGUCUAUGCACUUUUUAGCACCAUAAGCAAUGUAUUCAAAGGCUUCGCUGUCUGUGUGUACCGCAUGGCUGACAUACGUGAGGCUUUCAAUGGCCCUUUCUCACAUAAAGAGGGUCCCAAUCACCAAUGGAGCCCCUUUGAGGGCAGGGUUCCUUACCCACGGCCUGGUGUGUGUCCCAGCAAGAUCACCAACCAGCCAGGUCGACAAUUUGGAAGCACCAAGGACUACCCAGAUGCUGUCUUGCACUUUGCCCGAAGUCACCCUCUCAUGCACCAGCCUGUGUACCCUGCACUGGGGCGGCCCAUCCUUGUCAAGACCAAUGUGGAGUACCAGCUGCGUCAGAUGGUAGUGGAUCGAGUGGAAGCAGAGGAUGGCCAGUAUGAUGUCAUGUUUAUUGGCACAGACGUGGGCUCAGUGCUGAAAAUGAUCACCUUGCACCGUGACAACUCUGACCAGCUGGAGGAGGUCACCCUAGAGGAGAUGCAGGUCUUCAAGGACCCAAUGCCCAUCACCUCCAUGGAGAUCUCGGUCAAGAGGCAAACUCUGUAUGUUGGUUCCUCGGUUGGUGUGGCCCAGGUGAGGCUGCACCGGUGCGAGACCUAUGGAAAGGCCUGUGCUGAGUGCUGCCUGGCAAGGGACCCUUAUUGUGCCUGGGAUGGGGUCUCCUGUACGCGCUACCAGCCCUACAACAAGAGACGGUUCCGUCGGCAGGAUAUACGUUCUGGGAACCCCGUACAUCAGUGCCUGGAUCAGAACCAAAGUGUUGAAGACCUGGACACCCUUGAGGAGAAGACCGUGUUUGGAACAGAAAACAACAGCACCUUCCUGGAGUGUGUGCCCAAGUCGCCACAGGCGAGCAUCAGCUGGUUCAUACAGAAGGAUGACCUCAAGGAGGAGGUGAAGACCGAUGACCGGGUGAUCUCCACUGAGCGCGGCUUGCUCUUCAGGAAACUCUUCCGCCAGGAUGAGGGCAGCUAUGUGUGCCAGUCCCGAGAACAUGGCUUCACUCAGACGCUACAGCGGAUCUCUCUGGAGGUGCUACGUGGAGAAAACCUGGGGGAGUUACUCGGGAAGGAGAACAUCCCCGAAGAGGAGAUAGGGGCAGGGUAUCGUCCACCUCCUUGCCACACUGCCCGAGGAGGCCCCACUCGGUCAUGGUUCAAGGACAUCAUGCAGUUGAUUGGCCCUUCCAACUUGCCUCGGGUGGAGGAGUACUGCGAGCGCGUCUGGUGCAACGAAAAGCAACGGCGCAAACACAAGGCCAUGCAGAACAAGUACAAGCUGGCACAGGAGAGUGUGCGCAAAGUACGUGCCAAAAGCUUGAUUGAGAGAAACCGCACGCCCCGCUCCACCAGGGACACGUAGGCUCCGGAGGCCAGCCUCCUGUGAGAGGCACUGCCCGGCGCAGGACACUUGGGACGCUUUCCUCUAAUUGACAGACAAGACUUCCACGAGUACUCACUCUCGCUCACCCCAGACUCCAGCAUGGCUUUCGCUGUACAAAAGAACGGGGUGGGGAUGUGGGGCAGUUGGUGUUCUGGAAGCAAAGCCAACAUGAAAGACAACCCAGGCAUGCACUGCACUUCACACAUUCAAUGGAAGAAUGAGACAACAGAGCACAAGCUCAGCUUCGCCUUCAGCCCACAGAACAGUCAGGUCAUAGCAGAUGUUCACUCUACAGUGAUGAUGACACCUCAGUGCCAUCAUGGUGUGAUUAGGGGCUUUGCAGGUGCAAUUUACAGUGGACUCUUCUGUGAAAUACGCUCUUUUUAAUUAUGAUGGCCUUGUCACAUAACUGCACUCCAUAAUAGGCUGGUGUUGGGGGCUUGGAGUAUAAAACUUAAAAAUACUUGCAGUGGGGCAUAGAGAUGUGGCUGUAAUUGUUUCUAGUCAACAUCAUUAUCAGGAAAGGAGGACACUAAUUUAAACCAAUGGCUGAGGAGAAUGCUAAUUAUUAACCCUGAUAAAUUUUAGGGGAGAGUAACUCCUUAAACAGCAAAUAUGUAAGGGGGGCUCAUGUUUAUCCGGAUUAGUUGCUCACAGGCAUGGGGGAUUUUCAUCUUCAUUAAAAGCCUGGUGGGGAAGGGUCAAAAUUUGGAUUGUACCCUUGGUCAGCUUAUGUGGGAGGCAUUUAUGUCCACUCCACCUGGUGGAGUCUCUCAGCUGUUUCUGAAAAGUUCUGGGUGAACAGGAGUAUCCAUGUAUUCCAUGGUGACUGCUGGCUGUCUGACCCAAUGUGCCUGACCACGUCUAAGGCAAA